AUGUUUUAGACAGACAACAUCUGACCAAUUAUCCUUGCUUACCGUACAGUCUUGAAAAAUAGCCUAUGGUUGAAAAAAAUGUUGCCAACUAACUGAAAGUUUUGAUUUGUUGUUUUUAGGUUAGGUGUAAAGUAUUAAAUGGUUUUUGGAGUAUUUUUAACACUAAGUUAAAUAUAUGAUUUUUGAAUUUAUUUUAAAUUUAUUAAAUGGAACCAAACAGGGAUUUUGCAAAUGUAGACCCUGACUAUGAAAAGUAUAAUUUAGCCCUAAAAGAAAUUGAGAAGGAAAGUGAAGAAAAUGAACUUACUUCCGAAAGACUGCAUAGUAUUAUUGCUGUGGAAUUCGAUAAAGAGUUAACAUUCCGUCAGCAGCAGUUAGAAGAAAUAGAAGAUAAAAUUUUCAAAGCCCAAAAAUUGCUACAUUUAGUACGUUACGUGCUAGUCUCGUCAUAUUAUAAUAAACGGAAUUUAGAGUAUGCUAGUACGAAUGAAAGUCCUUCAACUUCAAAUUUUGACUCACAAAGCAGAAUACAUCCAGCUGUUAAAAAGUUGUUGGGAAAUAAUAGUUUGGAAGCACUGGCAGCUCGAGGUAAACGAAAAGUACACAAUAAAAACAAUGAAAGCAAUGAGGCCUUAGAAGAACCAUCUCAGCCAGUGCAUGUGAAAAAAAUUAAAUUAAGGGAAACCGUAACCGAUAGUAUAAAAUGUAACAAUGUUGAAAGUGUUCAAAAUUCCCUAAAAAGGAAGAAAACUAAGCACAGAAUACUAGUAGGUAAUAUUUCCAAAUGGAUGCCUUCAUUAGAAAAUGACAAUACUACUCACAAGUGGAUGGUUUACGUUAGGGGAUCAAAAGAAGCACCAGAUCUGUCACAUUUGAUUGAAAAGGUCGUUUUUUAUUUACAUCCUUCGUAUAAACCGCAUGAUGUUGUUGAAGUUAGUGAAUACCCAUUUCACCUUUCUCGGAGAGGCUGGGGCGAAUUUCCGUUGAGAGUGCAAAUAUUUUUUAAGUGCACUUUAAAUAAGCCAGUUAGUAUUGUGCAUAACCUGAAAUUGGACAAAACCUAUACUGGCAGACAAACUUUAGGUAAUGAAACAGUAGUGGAUUUGUAUCUUCACGAAAACGAUAUAUCGACAAAAUCAGAAUCUAAAUUUGUAUACGAUAGCAAAGAUACAGUUCCUAAAAUCUUCAAUGAUGUUUAUUCUUUUAUUAAAGUUGAACCGCCAGAAAACCAACCUGACGAAGAGAAAUAUAUUGAAACGGACAACAAAGUUAUUAUAGAGAACACCUUGAUGGACGUCAAGGAGGAGCUACCUACAACUUCCGCGGAUUUGGAGCAUAAUUAUUGCCACGAUAAAAAAAUAAAAGUCGAAGAGGAUGUGGAUGUUAAUGUGUCGGUUUCGGAGACUUCUCUCCUGGACCACAGUUACAGCUUGCCUUAUAAGGAUUGCGACGAUCUUUCACAGAGUGAUAGGGUGAAAGAGGAAAAAUCGGACAGUUCCGGGGAACAAGGGAAUAAUUUAAUAUUCGGAUUGGACGAAACGUAUCGAGAUGAAAGGCGGAAAACAGAGGCAGAUAUUUCCAAGGAUAAAUGUGUUGUAAGGACAUUUACCACCGCCACUGGCCAACCAAUUAAAGUCUUACCCCAAAGUUUCAACAAAGUCAUUCUCAGCAACGGGAACAUUGUGCAGAUAAAAUUGUUGAAGACCCCUCCGCCGUUAGUAAAGGAAAUUGAUCCCGCCCCUGUCCUCGAAAAAUUGUCGAACACCAAAGUAGAUCGUAUCGAUUUCGAAAAGUACAAAGUGAAAUUUCCCAAACAACAGUUUAAGAACGUGGGUGAAGUGUUACCGUAUUUGUUCAAGAGGUUGCCGCUGUGGAGCGAGCAGGCCAACAACCCCAGUUUUAAAUGUGUUUACCCUUAUAUGGCUAGUUCGGAGGCUGAGUUUUCGUCCUGGAACAUAGGCAAGCAGUUGAGUUGCGAGUGGAGUCGUGCUAGGACAGUUAAAAAAAUCCUUUGCUCCGAGCGUUUUGAGGGAUCCGAAAGGUGGAGCACAAAAUCGUUUUUCAUGUAUGGCAGAUCUCACGGUUAUAGUCCUAUGAGAUCAGGGGGAGUUUUAUUUAACAAGCCCUCAAAAGAACUAGAAUUAUUAAUGACUUGUUUCUGUGAUUCGCCACAGAAACCUCUACCUCCGAAUUGCUCCAGUGACGAUGUCCACGUUGAUGUUGUUCAUGAGAACGAUUCGACAUUAGCGUCCAAAGAUGGUGACACCAUCGACAUUUCCGAUAGUUCCUUAAGACAUCAUUGCACUUUCGUGAAAGAGGCUGCCUUAGAUUGUGGUGUGGUGUUGAAACCUGAGGAGAUCGCGGAGGGCGUCACGUGGAAUGGAGCCGAACGAAUGAUUCUAGAAUCCGUUAGAUGUUUAGCAGAUCAUUUGAUAAGGCGAGGGAGGUUGCAUAUGAUUAGUCAAGAAAGGGAGAGUGAAACAAGUGAAAUAGGUGUGAAUGAAAUCAAAAUUGCUAUGAGCGAAAGGUCGGAAAUAAAGGUUAUAACGGAGUAUCAGAAGAAGAGGCUCGUAAAAGAUUUUUUCUCGUAAUAAGACUGUGAAAACCAAUCUUUGUAAUGAUAGUA
Molecule: messenger RNA, 2626 nt
Organism: Anoplophora glabripennis (Asian longhorned beetle)
Lineage: Eukaryota; Metazoa; Arthropoda; Insecta; Coleoptera; Cerambycidae
Gene: D12
Product: YEATS domain-containing protein 2
Exons: 8
Coding region: 207-2591 (794 amino acids)
Biological process (GO): chromatin remodeling; regulation of transcription by RNA polymerase II
Cellular component (GO): NuA4 histone acetyltransferase complex
Molecular function (GO): histone binding
Source: RefSeq, a predicted model, not a curated record